This is a messenger RNA of Rotaria sp. Silwood1, 1125 nucleotides long. NCBI's taxonomy places the organism in Eukaryota, Metazoa, Rotifera, Eurotatoria, Philodinida, Philodinidae. The record is from the annotation of a GenBank genome assembly.
AUGGAGUCUUUGAUACAAGCAAGUAAUAUUGACUAUUUCGAAGCUGUCGAUGGAUCACGAGCAGCUGAGGCAUUGGUCACCUCAAUCCUGAUUAAUGGACGUGGUCGAUAUUUUGAUCCACGUGCACAGAAUGACAGUUCGAGCACAACACCAUUCGAAUAUCUGAAUAUGGCUUCAGCAUCCAGCAGUGCCACUUAUCGCCUGCGUUUGAUCAAUGGCGGCAGUGUACUCUCACUGAAAUUCUCUAUCGAUGGUCAUCCAUUAACAGUGAUUGCAUCCGAUGGUAUACCAUUUGCACAACCAGUAAUAGUUGAUCAGGUGAUUAUCGGUGUUGGAGAACGAUAUGAUAUUUUAAUCAAAGCUGCAACAGACAGAACAAGGAACUAUUGGAUUAGAGUCGAUACAAUGGACAAAAACAACAAUCCGCGAUGGCACGCUCAAGCAAUUUUGAAGUACACGUCUGUCACGACCAUACCAACAACGGAACCACGAAACUGUACAACAGCUCAGCCAUGUCUCAUUCUGAACUGUCCUUUCACUCAAUAUGGUCCUAAAGAGGUUGAUAACGCUAUGUCACUCGUUUGUUUGACUCCGCACAAUAUAACAACUCAUGAAGAUCAUCUUGAUCGUGGUCUCUUGGAUGAAACAGUAGUGCCUAACGUCCGAAAAACACUUCAAAUGACCAUGGUUGAGGGCACUGAUGAACGAGCCGCCUUUGAAUCAUUCAAUUACAUAGGCAUGCAAUAUCCACCGAUAGAUACACCUAUUCUCUACGAUGCUAAACGUGCUCGAGAACAAUUUGCCUGUUCCAAUCGUUCUUUGGGCGAAGAUACGGGUGAGAGAUGCUAUCAUACGGUUAUGGCUCGAUAUAACGAUAUCGUGGAAUUUCUUCUUAUCAAUCAUGAUGACGAUCAACAUCCUCUCCAUUUGCACGGUUCCUAUUUUCAUAUUGUUGAGCAAGGUCUAGCUUCAUUAAAUCCAACAACUGGUGAGUUUCUUGCGAACAAUCCCAAUGUCGACUGCAAUGAACAUGCAGAAUGUAAAUGCACGGAAACAACUGAAGCUUGCAAGAAAAACAAUAUGCGUUUGGUAAAGGAUACAGUGCAGCUAUCCAAAGGAGGGUAA